Ornithodoros turicata is the source of this 677-nucleotide messenger RNA. It is a transcript of the gene Fkbp12, whose product is annotated as peptidyl-prolyl cis-trans isomerase FKBP1A-like. Gene Ontology annotation, molecular function: peptidyl-prolyl cis-trans isomerase activity. The record is from RefSeq and is a predicted model, not a curated record. The coding region runs from base 125 to 451 and encodes 108 amino acids. Gene Ontology annotation, biological process: protein peptidyl-prolyl isomerization. Gene Ontology annotation, cellular component: sarcoplasmic reticulum membrane; cytoplasm. NCBI's taxonomy places the organism in Eukaryota, Metazoa, Arthropoda, Arachnida, Ixodida, Argasidae. The transcript has 5 exons.
GCGAGAUUUGGCGUGAUUUUUUUGUUCAGUUGACAGGAAAGGCCUAAUAGGGAGUGUUGCGUCUGGUUUACUUUUGUUCGGUUCUGAGCUCUGUAGUGUCUCGGUAAUUUGCACCGGACUCGUCAUGGGCGUUGAAGUGGAAACCAUCUCCCCCGGAGACGGUCAGACGUUCCCGAAAACCGGUCAAACUGUAGUAGUUCACUACACAGGAACGUUGGAAGAUGGACAGAAGUUCGAUUCCUCUCGGGAUCGUGGGAAGCCCUUUAAGUUCAAGAUCGGUAAGGGCGAAGUGAUCAAAGGAUGGGACCACGGGGUAGCUCAGAUGAGCGUCGGCCAGCGAGCUAGAAUUACCUGCUCUCCAGACUACGCCUACGGCGCUAUAGGACACCCCGGAAUUAUACCGCCAAAUGCUGUGCUCACUUUUGAUGUGGAGCUGCUUCGACUGGAGUGAGGUGGCGUUGUCCUGGUCUUCCCGUUGUCCCCCCUGGCUGUUGGCCCAACCAAGGGGAAGAUUCUCCUCUCCCCUCUGCUGAGGAACACCCAUAUUUAUUGUCCCCACACCACCACUCCCAAAUCUAUCAGACUAUGCACUAUUUUCCAAGCUCCGUCUCCCCCCCUUUGUCCGUGGGGCCCGUAGUGCUGUAAUGAGAGAAGAAAUACACCUGCCUUGCUGUGGC